AUGAUUAAUGAUGAUUCGCCUUCAAAUUUAAAUGAAGAUACAAAAACAAUCGAAAAAACGAUGCAACCAGUUCUUACAACACAAGCACAACAUAUAAGUACACCAAACGAAUCAGUACGUCGACAUGUUCGAAUUUUAGCAGAAGAAGAAAAAAUUAGUACAGAUAAAUGGUUAUCUAUAUUGAAUCAAGUUUAUGAUGAUUUGAAUUAUUCACCAUCACAGCG
This is a messenger RNA of Rotaria sp. Silwood1, 224 nucleotides long. The record is from the annotation of a GenBank genome assembly. Lineage: Eukaryota; Metazoa; Rotifera; Eurotatoria; Philodinida; Philodinidae.